Trypanosoma theileri is the source of this 2724-nucleotide messenger RNA. RefSeq lists its product as uncharacterized. The transcript has a single exon. The record is from RefSeq and is a predicted model, not a curated record. Lineage: Eukaryota; Euglenozoa; Kinetoplastea; Trypanosomatida; Trypanosomatidae. The annotation marks the transcript as partial.
AUUUCCACCAUUGAUGCCAUUCUAAAAGCGUACAACGGGAGAGAAGAGGAAAUGUUUGCGGCACUGGUCAAGAAGUACGGACCGGAGCCCCCACGUGAUGACUGCCCACCUGCUAUUUUAAAUAGAGAGACGCAGAGUGGGAAUGUGAGAGACCGAGUUGUCAAGGAUAGUGAAAGGAUUUCAGUCAGAGAGGUUAUCCAAACUAUUCUUAGUGUUGCUGGUGCUUCCUACACGGAUGUAUUGUUGGCCUUGCCAAAGGAGAGUAGACGCGCGUUGUUUUCUAGUAAAGAAUCUACUUUGCACGUAGAUAACUCCAGAAAGAACAUGUCCGAUCUGCGUUCAACUUCCAACGAACCCGAAGACGUCCGCUCCCGUCUUGAGCGUUUCAUGCGCAAGUACAAUCCAGAGAAGAUUUCCACCAUUGAUGCCAUUCUAAAAGCGUACAACGGGAGAGAAGAGGAAAUGUUUGCGGCACUGGUCAAGAAGUACGGACCGGAGCCCCCACGGGACGACUGCCCACCUGCUGAUACUCCUGCUCCUACUGCUGUUACACCUGUGGGUGCGCACGAACCCGAAGACGUCCGCUCCCGCCUUGAGCGUUUCAUGCGCAAAUACAAUCCAGGGAAGAUUUCCACCAUUGAUGCCAUUCUAAAAGCGUACAACGGGAGAGAAGAGGAAAUGUUUGCGGCACUGGUCAAGAAGUACGGACCGGAGCCCUUACGGGAUAACCUUCCGCUUACCACCAGGAAAGAUGAAACUGUUUCUGUGACCGUUGACGCUGAAGUACUUAGGACUCGACUAAUGCGAUUUUUCGCUAAAUACGCGCCAGAGAAAUUAGCCGGUGUGGAUGUGCUAAUUGAGUCCUGUGAAAGACACUCUGUAAACGAGCUCAUGAAUAGCCUUGUCUCAACGUACGGUCCAGAGCCGGUAGAAGAAAGUACGGGUGUCAAGGACGAUAAAAAAGAACAGAAGAAAGAAGUCCUGCAGAGAGAAGAGGAAACCAGAGGUAGAAUUGAUGAUGACGAACGACAGAAACUCUUGGCUUCCCUGGAAGCUUCUGGAAAGGAUGCAAAGAUGGUCUGUUACAGUUUACUGACGGAAAUGGAGUUACUUAGUUUCGUAAGGACGAAUUUUGGUGACUACGAGGGUCGAAUUCGUCGUCUUCUUGUUCGCUACGACCCUGCACGACUGGAGGCAGUGCCUGAGCUUUUGCGUGCGCAUUGUGGUCGCGAGGAUGAGUUGAUUGCGCAGCUCACGUCUGAGUUGGGGCCAGAGCCAGAGAAGACGGCACCGACGUCGCUUCUGCGACUUAUGCGGCGUCGCGCUGACUGGAGGCGCAUUGACGAGGAUACCUGGACGGACGACGAAGAGAGCAAUAAUGACGAAGUGCUUCUCCUUCGACCGCCGAAAGGCCUGACGGAUGGGCGUUCUCUAAUUGAGUCGUACCAGGCGAAUGAUCCCGGUGAGUUCAGUGGGGACGAAUCUGCGGCAUACCCGCACGAUGAGGAGCAUUGGUACCGAUUGUUUUUCGGCGGCGGACCCGUUGACGAUGGCGACGCCGUUGGAGAUGAUACUGCUGCUGGUGAUGCUGGCUCGUUCGGCACGCAGCAUGCGGAUGGGGCAGUGCUUCAAAUAUCACCCACUGUAGACUCUCCUUCGCCUUCACCACCACCGUCGUGCGCGUUACGACACCGCCGCGUAAGAGGUCUGCAAGUAACACUUGGAAACAAAUUUGGGCAGGCCAUUGGCGCGUUGUGUGCACCGUGCAGCGUGAAGGUUGCGCGCUCUUUUGAAGCACUCUGGCAACCAGUAGGUCCUCAAUAUCAGCAGCUUCUUUCUGAGACAGUUGUGAAGGAUGGUUACUUGGAGAAACUUUCAUCGGACGGUCGCCGGAUGGGUGUGAAGUGGCAGAAGCGAUACUUCCGCGUGGACGACAAGGGAAUGCAUUACUAUGAAACAAAUGCCCCAGGCGAGAAACCAAAGGGGUAUAAGGUGUUCACGAAAGACAGCAUUGUGAUUGAACACAUUGAUGCCACAGUUCAUCCCAAGUGUACAGACAGCCGUUACCACUACUUUGGAAUUACUGUAAAUAACUCUAAUGACAUGUUCUACCUGCGCACCCCGAGUGAGGAUGAGAAACGUCUGUGGGUUUCCUUUAUGCAGCUCGCUUUCGCACGUGUGCGACUUACCACAAUUGGCUGUGAUCAGAACCCAAGUCGGUGGCGGGGGCGGAUGGAAGGACUGAAAGAGGCUGAGAUUGGCCUUAUUGAUCUCGUGCACGCCUCCUCUGUGGUAAUGCAGAAGCUGCGGAAGCAGCAUGAUGAGCUGAAGGAGCGCAUUAAUGCGGAGCGGGCACAUCGUAAGCUGAUGGAAACACAGUUAUCGGAGAUGCAGGAGCAACAAGCUCACCUUGCGCAAUGUGUAAUGGAGGCGAAGGCGCGGGCACAUGCGGUGGAGGAAGAUGUCGACGUAAAGUGCCUGGAGCUGGCGGAAAGCGCGGCGAGUGUCAAACAACAGCGUUUGGAGAUGGGAAACGAGCUUGAGGAGACGCGGCGCAGUAUCGACGGUAUCACACAGACAGUCAUUAAUAUGCAGAAGGAGAUAUUGGAGCUGGAGAGCGAAUGUGAAACACGUGAGGCACGAGUGCGACAGGCUUACAGUAAGUGGCGACGCUGCGAGGGGCGGGAAUAUCCAGAGAAUAAUAGUAUAUGGCGUAGUAAUUAA